This is a messenger RNA of Quercus robur (English oak), 6912 nucleotides long. Its product is annotated as putative disease resistance protein RGA4. The transcript has 10 exons. Gene Ontology annotation, molecular function: ADP binding; protein binding. The coding region runs from base 98 to 3760 and encodes 1220 amino acids. The record is from RefSeq and is a predicted model, not a curated record. Gene Ontology annotation, biological process: defense response to other organism. NCBI's taxonomy places the organism in Eukaryota, Viridiplantae, Streptophyta, Magnoliopsida, Fagales, Fagaceae.
AUCACUCUGCCUAAGCCAGUCUCCUCACAAACCAUUGCUCUCAUCUUACCUACCUUUAACUAUUUCAAGGAUUCAUUUCAUUCACCUUCAUUGAGAAAUGGCUGAAGGAGCUCUCUUCAUCGUAGCUGAAGGAAUCAUUGGCCAACUGGGCAACCAAGCUCUCAAAGAGUUUGGACUGAUCUGGGGUGUCAAAGAGGAGCUUCAAAAGCUCGAGGACACUGUUUCAACCAUCAAAGCUGUCAUUCUGGAUGCAGAGGAGAAACAGGCGCAGAAUCAUACCAUCAAGAAUUGGCUGGGAAGGCUGAAAGAUGCACUUUUUGAAGCGGACGACUUGCUGGAUGACUUUUCCACUGAAGUUUUACGACGGGAAGUGAUGACUAGGAAUAAGAAGGCGAAAGAGGUACGCGUCUUCUUUUCCAAAUCGAACCAACUUGCAUAUGGUCUUAAAAUGGGUCAUAAGAUUCAGGCCAUUAGGGAGAGACUAGAUGCUAUUGCAGAGGAUAGGAAGAAGUUCCACUUAGAUGAACGUCCUAGGGAGACACAAGUCACAAAUCCGAUUAGGGAGACUGAUUAUUUUGUACGUGCUGAAACUGUUAUUGGAAGGGAGUUUGAUAAGAAAGUGAUCUUAGAGCGUUUAUUGGAUUCCAAUAUUGAAGAAAAUGUUUCAGUUUAUUCAAUAGUUGGAAUCGGAGGGCUAGGCAAAACCACAUUAGCUCAAUUAGUAUUCAAUGAUGAAGAAAUCAAAAAAGAAUUUGAGAGAGAAUUUUGGGUGUGUGUCUCUGAUGAUUUUGAUGUAAAUAUAAUUGUUAAGAAAAUCCUAGAAUAUGCAAAAGGUAAGAAACUAGAAAACCUUGAAAGGAACGCAUCAAUAAAUGAUCUUCAAAAAGAGAUUGAUGGAAAGAGAUUCUUACUUGUAUUAGACGAUGUGUGGAAUGAUGAUAUAGAAAAAUGGGAUAGGCUAAAAGAAAUUUUACUGGGUGGUGCAAGAGGCAGUAGAAUAUUGGUGACUACACGUGAGGAAAAGGUUGCAGAGAGUUCAAAAACUAUUGAAACACACCGUUUAACGGGUUUAAAUGAUGGGGACUCUUGGUCUUUAUUUAAGCAAAAGGCAUUUAAAAAAGGACAAGAACAAGAAAAUUCAAAAUUUAAGGAAAUUGGAAUGGAAAUCAUUAGUAAGUGCAAAGGAGUUCCAAUUGCCAUAAAGACUAUAGGAAGCCUAUUGUACUCUAAAAAAUCUGAAGAGGAAUGGUUGUCCUUCAAAAAUAAUGAAUUUUCAAAGGUAAAUGAAAGUGAUAUCCUACCAACCCUAAGGUUGAGUUAUGAUCAUCUCCCAUCACACUUGAAACAAUGUUUUGCUUAUUGUAGUUUAUUUCCAAAGGAUUAUGAGUUUGAAAAAGAGGAAUUAAUUAAGCUAUGGAUGGCACAAGGGUUCAUUAGGCUAUCAGGUCAAAACCAAUGCUUAGAAGAUGUUGGUCAUAAGUAUUUUAUGGAAUUACUUUGGAGAUCAUUCUUUCAAAAAGACAGAAGAUCUAUAUUCAAAAUACAUGACCUCAUGCAUGAUCUUGCGAUAUUAGUAGCGGGACUAGAGAGCACCACUUUUGAAAUAAAUGGGAAAAGAAUUGAAGAAAAAACCUAUCAUGUGUCAUUUGGUUUUGAUUUAGGCUCAUCAAAGCAAAUUCCAAACUCAUUGUUUAAAGCAAGCAGGAUAAGAACAUUUCUUUUGCCUAGUCAAACUUAUGAUCCAAAUCAAAUGGUAUGGAACAAGUCAACUUGUGAUGCAUUUGUUUCAAGUUUUAAGUUCUUACGCUUGUUAGAUUUGAACAGGACUGGCAUUAGGAGUGUUCCACAUUCUAUUGGAAAGUUGAAGCAUUUAAGGCACCUUGAUCUUUCAUUGAAUGGCAUAAAGAUGCUUCCUAAUUCAAUUACAAGGUUGCAAAAUUUGGAGAUACUAAAUCUCUAUAACUGUGAUGAACUUGUAGAAUUGCCAAGAAAUAUUUCUAGAUUAGUCAAUCUUAGGCAUCUUAUCACUGUAAGAUGCUAUAGAUUGACUCAUAUGCCACGUGGACUUGGGCAAUUGACUAAUCUCCAAUCACUAGCUGAGUAUGUGUUGAGUACGGACUCUAAGAGUGGUAGUGGGUUGAAGGAACUUCACGGAUUAAACCAGCUGAGAAAAAAUCUAAGGAUUAAAAAUCUGAGACACAAGAAAGAUGCUGAAUUAGAAUAUAAGUCAUGUUUGAAAGAAAAACAACACCUUAAAGGUUUGGUGUUAGAGUGGAUAGAAAGAGAAGUGGAUGUUGAGUACGAUGAGAUGUCAGUCGAAGCUUUGGAACCAAACCAAAAUCUUAAAAGUUUGGAAUUAAAAAGCUACAGGGGAGUAAAAUAUCCAAGCUGGCUUUCUUCACUUAAAAAUCUUGUAAGGCUUAAGUUAGAUUCAUUGAAGAAUAGCCAAGAUGUGCUACCAUUGCAUCAAUUUCCUUCUCUCAAAACUCUCUAUUUGAAGGAUAUUCCUUCUCUUGAGUACGUAACAGAGAGUUUUAAACUUCCACCCCUAAAAUCCCUCGAAAUUUGGAAUUGUCCUAAUCUAAAGGGAUGGUGGAGGAGGAGCGACUCCAUCGAGGAGGACGAAGAUGACGCCGAUAAUUACGGUGAAAUAUCGACGAUAACAGCAAAGAAUUAUUCUCUUCCUUCAUUUUGUCACCUUUCCACUCUAGACAUUUUUGGUUGCCCUAAACUAUCUUCCAUGCCUUUAUUUCCUUAUCUUGAAAAACUAAAGCUGCGAAACUCUAAUUUGAGGCCAUUGGAGCGAACAAUAUCGAUGGGAAUGAUAAAUACGACAUCUCAGCAAAACCCAACAACAACAGCAGUAGCAGAGUCAACCUCGUCUGCUCGUUCUUAUUCUUCUUCAACACUUGCCGCCUCAUUCACCCCUCUCUCCAAAUUAAAAUAUUUGAAUAUUGGUAUGAUAGAAGGCAGUGAUGGUCAUGUCCUUCAAUCUAUACAUCUGACUGCACUUGAGGAAUUUUGGUUAUAUAAUUAUAAUGGGGAUGGGAUGGAAUUGGAAUGGCUUCAACAGGCCACCUCUCUGCGAAAUCUCAACAUUUAUAUUUGUCCAAGUUUGACGACAUUGACGGAGUGGAUCUGUGAAAUCAUAUCUCUUCAAUCACUCAGUAUUUAUGGUUGCCCCAAUUUCACUUCAUUGCCUGCCCUAACGUCUCUUCAAUCACUCUCUAUUUCUGGUUCCCCCAAUUUCACUUCAUUGCCUGCCCUAACGUCUCUUCAAUCAUUCAGUAUUUAUGGUUGCCCCAAUUUCAAUUUCACUUCAUUGCCUGCCCUAACGUCUCUUCAGUCAUUCAGUAUUUAUGGUUGCCCCAAUUUCACUUCAUUGCCUGCCCUAACGUCUCUUAAAUCACUCUCUAUUUCUGGUUGCCCCAAUUUCACUUCAUUGCCUGCCCUAACGUCUCUUCAAUCACUCGAUAUUUCUGGUUGCCCCAAUUUCACUUCAUUGCCUGCCCUAACGUCUCUUCAAUCACUCCAUAUUUUUGAUUGCCCCAAUUUCACUUCAUUGCCUGCCCUAACGUCUUUGAAGACACUGGACAUUCGGAGGUGUCCCAUUUUAGUAGAAAGUUGCAAGAGCCAGGAUUGGGUUGCUCGCAUCGAAAACUUGAGAGGAGAUCUAGCUCCACCAAAAGAAGAAGAUCCAGAACAAAGUCGGGGCUUUACCAAAUUUUUUGGGCGUUGCAGUGGUUCAACAAGUCAAUAGCUCAGUGGUGAAUAAUUAUAAUUAUUUAGAGGUGAGGAUCAUCAAUUGCUGAUAAGGAGAUAAUAUUUGUGGGGAGAAGUAUAUCUGGCAGAAGAAUUAGCUUAUGCAGCUUGCGUUGGAUUUAGAUCAUAAUUCAUAAGUUGAUAUUCGUGGUAGCAACACUUGGAUAAAGGAAAAGUGGUUGCUUAUUGGCUUUCUCCUUGAAUUCAAAUGCUACAAAGGUGAAAAUGCUCCGGAAUGACCUGAGACAGCUUAUAUCCCUGAGACUAAAUUGAAUGUAUAUAGACCGACCAAUACCAUAACUCCAUAAAAAGGCAGAUAUGUAGAUGAUAGCCACAACCUAAAUGCAGUGGAUAGUCACCUGUGAAAUGUAGAAAAAGCAUCAAUUCAUGGGAGGAGUGUGGAAAUUAUUGGGAUUCUACAAUGUGCUUGGAUAUGACAGCCUUCCUUCUUAAUAGCAUUCAGCCUAUUGAUUUCACACAUCAUCAAAAAGAAUAAGUAUCACUGGCUAUCCCAAUUAUGGCUACAAUGGUAGAGGCAAACAGGAAAAUUUUGGCAUAAAUCUGUUCUUAUAUUUGACUGUGGAACUGUAUUUAUGAGAAUAAGAUUCAGGAUUUGUUGCAUCUUUGACUUCUUUUGUGGGAAAUGUAGAGACCAGCAGCAAUUCAGGAGGUGGAUGGGGAAAUCAGUGGGGGGAUUCUGCAAUUUGCUUGAACCAGAUUCAGAAUUUUCUGCCACUUUGACUUCUUUAGAAUCAAUUUCCCCAUGUUCUUCUACUUCUAUUGUGCAUCGAGAUCAUCCCCUUUUCUCUAGACCCUCUCCCUGCUAAAAAAAUCUUAUUCUGCAACAGAGUCCAAUGAGGGAGUUCAAAACUGAAUCUAGUUUUGACCCUCAUUGAGGAUACCAAGGAAUGAGGCAAAGCCAGAAGAGGUGCCCCUAAUGAGGUCUCUAGCCUGGCGGCUUCCUACACAAGUGCAUUUUCUUCGAGAUGAAACUACAAACUUUAAGAUGUAUGAAACCCUUAAAGAGGAGGUCAGACAUUGAUGCUUAUGACGCAAUAGGAAAGAUAUUAGAUGACAUAAAUGUAGAUACAGAAGUUAAUUAUGUUUAUUUCAGUCAAUUAACUUUAUUGAAUCAGAAAAUAUAGUUAAUUGAUUCUAAUUCUAUAUUCCAGCUGGCAAAACUUGAGCUUUGGCUGGAUAAAUCAAAAGUGGGAAGCCAAUAGUUAUCAGUUCUCCAAAUUGAUACAAUGAUCUUCAGGUGGGCAAAGCUCUUAUGGAUAAUAUGAAUCUCAAAAAGUUUCAGAUUAAAUGGAGUAAGGUAAAUUUGGUCUUGUCAGCCAAUUGACUAAAAGUUCAAAAGACAAUGUUAAUACUUUCAGCAUUACUGUUUGACCUUGUCUGAGAACAUAGACCCAAGUAGCAAAAGACAAAGCUUUUGAUGCUUCCUUAUUAGCAAUGAUAGAUUCAAAGUACAGGGUACAGGAUGAGCUUCAUCAUGUAAGCUUUAGAUAUCCAACUAGGCUGGAUAUUCAGGUUUUCCAAGGCCUCAUCUUUGCCAUUCAUUUUGGCAAAGUUAAAUUUUAUUUUCAAAUUGUGUUUUACUACCUUUUUACUUCUAUACAGCUUUAGCACCAAAGCUUUGCUGGAUUUUUUUUUUUUAAAUGAUCAAGUCAUAAUUGAAAAAAGAAAAAAAAAUGAAAGAUUCAUCAAGUCAUAAUUGUAUUGUUGUCACUCUCUUCCUUCAAUAAGUCACAAUUGUUGGAAACAGUGGAAAUGGGGAAUGCAUAGUGACUGCAAUAUUUCAAAGAUCUUUUAAUCCUAAAUCCUUACCUGAUGGAAUUGAAAAUUGUAAGGUUAAAUGGAAGUGGAUGAGCUGGUAGAUUGGUCUUGUCAGUCAAAAAUCAUUUUUGUUCAAUGAUGCAUCCAUGCCAACACUGCAUAUGAGAGAAGGAAAUGCAAAUGAGGUGGAAAGCAAAGCUGCAUCAAAGUUACAAGCGCGCAAAGGUUUGUUAGUAGCUUCCGACAGGUUAGUACAGUAAAAUAUUUUGCUAAACUCAUCAUUUGAUAGUUCUUAAUGAUCCAAGUUACUAAGUCAAUUGAGCUACUUUAGAGUAAAAUAACAUUAAAUAGCUUUCAAUGGAUAAAGCAAAAGUGGAAGUAUUAUUACUUCAAUCUUUUUCCUCUCUACAAUUGAUAAAUGUAGGAUUAUAAUUUUUUUUUUCUUUUUUUGGAGUUCAGCAUUUGCUUGUGACUCUUACAGACUCAUUGGACCAUACUGCUUCAUUUAGUUUCUGUCAAAUAAAAUGCAGGACUGUCAUAUCAUGGUAAUACUAUGACAAUUCCAAUUAUCCAGCAGGCAGACGAAACAGGUAGCCACCAGUUGUCCAAGAUACUGCUUUAAAUAAGGCUACAAAUACACUCAAAGCUGAACCUGAACGAAUAAUUCAAGAUGCACUGAACCAAGUGAUGGUGAACCAGGCUACAACUGUCAUGGCCUGUCCAUUAUCUGAAGGUGAUCAAAAUUAAAUUAUCAGAGAGAAAGGAGAGCUGGAGAUUUUGAUUGUGAAUUUACCAACUUGACAAACUGAGAAGGGCCAGCAUUUUCUGCUGCGGAGUUGCGAAUAAUAAUAAGGUCCAGGUAUUUCACAAACAUUUAGGUCACAUGUCAAGAGGAUAUGAAGUUAAUUGCUAUCACCUAGUGGUGCAAUCGGAUGCAGACAAAUCUGUUACUAGCUUAAUGGAAAUUCAUCUACUAUCAAUGUUCUUGCACUUCAAUUCUAUAAGAGAGGGAAACUAUAUACCUAGUUAUUAAUCUAAAAGCUAAUGAGGAACAACUGGAGAUUAGAUCUCACAGAGUCUUGCAUGUGUUCAACAAAAGAAAUACUCCUAAUACACUCUGCAGAGGCACCCUCCCACAACCAAGUGCAGAGCUAAACCUGAAACAAUGUCUAAGCCUUUCAGGGGUAACAGUAGGUGUGUCUCGUCUACAUAGCAUUGUAGUACCAUGCAGGCAGAGGAGAGAGGACAUUGAGGGAGCAAAAUGUUUCGUUCGCAUGUAACAAUGGCCUUGGCCAAUAGAAUUUUACCUGAUGUGGUGUACACUCUUCGCCUUCCCUUUAUAUAAGAGGAAGGAAAACUUGUAUUAAGACA